This is a messenger RNA of Cyphellophora attinorum, 603 nucleotides long. RefSeq lists its product as uncharacterized. Gene Ontology annotation, biological process: regulation of DNA-templated transcription. The transcript has a single exon. Gene Ontology annotation, molecular function: DNA-binding transcription factor activity, RNA polymerase II-specific; zinc ion binding. The record is from RefSeq and is a predicted model, not a curated record. NCBI's taxonomy places the organism in Eukaryota, Fungi, Ascomycota, Eurotiomycetes, Chaetothyriales, Cyphellophoraceae. The coding region runs from base 1 to 603 and encodes 200 amino acids. Gene Ontology annotation, cellular component: nucleus.
AUGCCCAAAUCGGACACCCGGCGGAAAGCUUGCAUACGUUGCACAAGUGGCAAGCGCAAAUGCAAUCUCCAGCAUCCUUCUUGCGGCCGAUGUCGAUCUCGAAAGCUCGACUGCGUAUACAUUUCGACCCGUCUACACCGUAUACCGGGCCCAGUCGCAUCAGAGGAAGCCACUGUCCGUGAGGCGCAACAUUCCGGUGGCGCGAGUGACCUGGCCCUGGAGUCACAGCACAAAAUCGACACGGUUUCGUCCUCAUCACGCAGCACCGCCUUUACGCCUCACAGCGAGGUUGAAGGAGCGCCUGAUCUUGACCAGGCACUAAUCGCUCCUGAGUCCUGGCGGGUCCUGAAGAAGGAGGGCGAAUCCUGCGACUACUUCAAGCUCGACUCCCUAACAAAUGCUGUGUCAGAUGUCCAGAAGUGGCUUCAAGCAUGGCCGCGUACGGGCUCAUUACUGUUCAUCCAUCCCAACAUCUACGGCUCCGACCGCAUGCCCGCGAUUCUCCAGGAUGCUUUCACGGCCUGCGCGACAUAUUUUGCCUGUGAACUCACCGCCAAGGCACAGCUAUGCACAUCAUCGAACGCAACGUUUCCAACCUCGUAG